Messenger RNA from Sebastes umbrosus (honeycomb rockfish), 3985 nucleotides. RefSeq names its product SET and MYND domain containing 2a (gene smyd2a). The transcript has 12 exons. Gene Ontology annotation, cellular component: nucleus. The coding region runs from base 142 to 1449 and encodes 435 amino acids. The record is from RefSeq and is a predicted model, not a curated record. Gene Ontology annotation, molecular function: protein binding. Lineage: Eukaryota; Metazoa; Chordata; Actinopteri; Perciformes; Sebastidae.
GAGAGUCACAGAGGACACACAGAGGACUGGAGAAGAAGACAGAGCUCAGGCUGAAGCAGAUUACAGCAGUCAGCAGGACAGGUGGUGGUCGGUGUCGGUAUCUGACCGGAGGAGAAGAACCGUGAAUAACAACAACUGACCAUGAAGAACGAAGGUAUCGAGGGCACGGAGCGGUUCCUGAGCCCGGGCAGCGGCAGAGGCCUGCGGGCGGUGAGCAGCUUCAGUGAGGGAGAGCUGGUGUUCGCCUGUCCAGCCUACUCCUACGUGUUGACGGUGAAUGAGAGAGGAGCGCACUGUGAGCACUGCUUCUCCAGGAGAGAAGACCUUUUUAAGUGUGGCAAAUGUAAGCAGGCCUACUACUGCAAUAUUGACUGUCAGAGAGGCGAUUGGCCCAUGCAUAAGCUAGAGUGUGUAGCUAUGUGUGCCUAUGGGGAAAACUGGUGUCCAUCAGAGACCGUCAGACUGGUGGCUCGAAUCAUCAUGAAACAGAGAGUCACAACAGAGCGCACCCCUUCAGAAAGGCUGCUACUGCUCCAAGAGUUUGAAUCCCAUUUAGAUAAGAUGGACAGUGAGAAGGACGAGCUGAACCAGACAGACAUCGCAGCGCUGCACCACUUCUACUCCAAACACAUCAGUAACCUUCCUGACGAACAGGCUCUCACUGAGCUAUUCGCACAGGUUAACUGUAAUGGUUUCACCAUAGAGGAUGAGGAGCUCUCCCAUCUGGGAUCAGCUGUUUUUCCUGAUGUAGCACUGAUGAAUCACAGCUGUAGUCCUAAUGUCAUAGUGACCUAUAAAGGCACAGUGGCAGAGGUCAGAGCCGUCCAGGAGAUAAACCCUGGAGAUGAGGUCUUUAACAGCUACAUAGACCUGCUCUAUCCAACAGAGGACAGGAAAGAGAGGUUGUUAGAUUCCUACUUCUUCACAUGCCAGUGUACUGAGUGCACCUCCAAGUCUAAGGACAAAGAAAAAAUGGAGAUCAGGAAGCUGAGUUCUUCACCAGAGCCAGAGGAAAUACGAUCCAUGGUCCAUUACGCCAAGAACGUCAUCGAGGAGUUCAGGAAGGCCAAACACUACAAGACCCCCAGUGAGCUGCUGGAGAUAUGUGAGCUCAGCCAGGAGAAGAUGGGAGCUAUAUUUGCAGACACCAACGUCUACAUGCUGCACAUGAUGUAUCAGGCCAUGGGUGUCUGUCUCUACAUGCAGGACUGGGACGGAGCUAUGAACUACGGAGAGAAGAUCAUCCAGCCGUACAGUGUUCACUACCCAGCCUACUCUCUGAACGUUGCGUCUAUGUAUCUGAAACUGGGACGUCUGUAUUUGGGGCUGGAGAAGAAGGCACAAGGAAUCAAAGCUCUGAAGAAGGCUGUUGCCAUCAUGGAGGUGGCUCAUGGGAAGGAUCACUUUUAUGUAGCAGAAGUCAAACGAGAAAUCGAGGAGCAUAAAUAAACGAGGUGCAGCAGGAGGAGCAAAAAGAUUAAAGAGGGAGGCACUGGAUAGAGGAACCUCUCUUAAAGCAACAACAAAAAUACACAUCACAGCUGCAUGCCAUGCAUCUUAUAGCUCUCCGUUUUUCGUCGCACACUUUGUUUUUCAUGCCUCUUUGUAGGCAGAGUUUCUUUUUGGCUGAGGAUGGCCAUGUUUUGUACCUGCGGCUUCCUACUUCCUGUCAGACUUGGAAUUAAAAGCAGACACAUUUGGGUUAAAAUGUUUGGAAUGAAAAAAGUGACUUGAAUACUUUCUGUGUGCUGAAGCUCACUCGACACUCAUACUAUAAUUCAAAAAAGGAUCACAUUAGAUGAAAAAAGACAAACUUAAGACUGCCUUUAAAGCUGUCUCUCAGAGGAAACAAAGCUUUCAUUUGACAGCUACUUAAACUUUAUUUUCUGAUGUGAAAUGCCCAGUUUUUCUUACCUUGUGAGACUGAAAUCAUCCACUGUGUUCUUUAGACUCAUCAACAGACCAUUUUCACCAUCAUCGAUGUCUUUGGCAGCAGUUUUAGCAGCACAGUUGUGCUCCGGAGCAGCUGUUUAAUGAUUUGGAUGUCUGUACAAACUGAGUAGUUGUUAUGAAGGGCAUUACUACUUAUUCCCAGCCAAUGCAUUUUAAUUCUAUCAAACAGAGUUUCUGGCUUCAUUGAUUUUUGUUUAAACUGUGAAAAAAUAAUGACUCACUGGCCAUGCAUCAGGUACUCUGUAGCAACGCAGAAGAGAACUAUUCCUGAAUGAAUAAGCAGUGGUUUGAUUGGCUUGUCUUACAGUAUAUGUUGCUUGUUUUAAAGAACCAGAAAAAAGUGUUGCAUGUUUGUUUUCUUUUUUUUCAUAUGCGGCUUGUUGACCAAAGGGGCCACGGGUUUAACUGACUAGGAACCAGCUAUUAUUCUCUGUUCACAGUGUAUCCUUAAACCGGGGAGCUGAUCUGAGACCAGGUUGCCUCUUAAGUCACAGUGAAGACAUUGGUACUAUGACCUGACCAGUGAUCCUGGAUCAGAGCCCCGUUGCUCUCAGGAAAAAAGGCGCAACACUGUAGCUUUUGUUGCCUUUUGUCAAGAGAUGCAUUAUUGUACCUGUUUAAGUGUUUUCUCGGAAGCAUCGUGAAUCCAGAUUGUCAUUACCCCGGGAAUGACAUCACUUCAGCAGCAGUGGGCAGAAUAUAAACAUGCAGUAUAACCUGGUAGGAUUACCUUUUACAUGCAGCUGAUAACGAGGGGGGAUAUCAUCCUCACCAUACACUUUUAAUUUCAUAAUGAACAAGAAUGAAUGAAAUAUAAAAAAAUAAAAAAAGGGAAAUGCAUCUCCCUUUAAUCUCUGCUUCAACCAUCAUUUUUGCACUCCUUUAAACUGAAACUGGGACUGAGAUUAUUUAAACCAUAUUACAAAACUUUUUAAGAAAGUAUUACCUUCAGCAGGAAUGGGUACUCAAAUAAAAUAGAAUCUUUAUCGUAAAAUUGUGUUGACAAUCAGGUUGGUCAGAGAUGCCGGUUAAAUGACCCCGAUCCAAAAUCAUGGAAGCAGGAGGAGCAGUUACAGGUCGUGAAACUGUAGUUUUCUCUCUGCUGUAGAUUUGACUGAAUCAUUAUAAAGAAAUAUAAGACUAAGCAUGCAGCAGGGUUUGAAGGAGGCUUUAAAAAGUUGAGGCAAUGCCAAGAUCACCUGGACCUUAAGGGUUCAUGUUGCACUCAAAUUUUGUACAAUUUUUGUGACCAAAUGAUGUCAUGAUGCAAACCUGUAAGCACAUUCUGAUUAUUUUUUUUUAUCAGUUUCUGUUAGUGGACAGUUGGCCUGCCUGCAGUCUUCACACUGUACACCGCCAGAGGAACUACAGUCACAGAUCAAAUCAUUAUUUUUAAUGCCUGUAGCUUCUCCCUCUUGUUUACUAUGGAUGCAGCUUUAUGCACCACAUGAAUGUGGGUUACGGAGGGUUAUGAAUAGCCCUUUGUUAUGAGUUGUCUGUGGUCAUAUUUGUAGCAACUCCUGCAUGGGUGACUCUUUUUGUCACAUGCAAUGAUGCAUCUAGAAGGUGCCUGCCUUACAGUUUUGCAUGGCUAAUCCAAAAGCAUCGUUUCAGCAACUCUGUUCCACAUGUUUAUUUUUGUGUAUGUUUUUACAAAGGAAAGACACAAUGAAAAGAGGGUUUGUGGGCUGGUUUGCACAAUCCAUAAAACAUCUAAACCCUCUGUUUGCCAGAUUUGAGCACUUCAUUUUAUUUCUGGCCAGACUCUAAGAACAUGCAUAUGAUUUUUUUUUUUCUUCUGUGAUGUCAUGAAAGAAAAGCUGUGACACAAGGGUUAAAACAGUCAAAUCAAUACUCAUGCUGCAUGUAUAACACCAAAUGAAAGGCCAUCCAGAUGACCGUUUUUUCUGUAAUGAACUGUUACUUAAUCAGGCAUGAAUGUUAUGCUAUUGGAAUGCACAACUUAAAUCUGAGCCUCUGAUUCUUUCUGUACCUUGUCAGUGGAACUCAAUAAAUGGCAGUAUGGCACUUG